GCUAACCAGCAAACAUCGCGCAUGCGUGGACGAGUGCGUGGGGACUGGACGCAGACAGUCAGCAAGCUAACCUAACCAGCAAAGAUCGUCAUUUGAACAUUUAAGUGUGACUUCAAAGACAAAAUGGCCUCCCCAACCCCCUUGUCCUCCCUGCGCCUCCUUGUCCCUCCUCUGCGUCUCCUGACGGCUGCCAUGUGGCAAGUUGCACAGCAGCAAAGCGUCAAGCAUUAUGGCAUCCUGGGAGAUUUUGUGUCCCUGGUGACGGAGGCCAUUCCUGAACUGCUCACAGACAAACAGAAGCGCUUGCUGCUUCUUGCGCUGAGGGUCAAGCUCAGCGAUUCACUGACUGACGAAGGUGAUUCUGCUCUAUUGACUCUUGCUGACAAAGUGAGUCCAGUGGAGAGACGGCGCCUCUCAAAGGAUGUGUUCAACCAGACUUUUGACAGGGCUCUCCAGGCCCUCCUCUCUGACUUCCUGUGCAGGCUUGAACAGCUUUUUCCAGUCCCUGACUUCAAACAGGCUGUGUCAUGGCUCAAUGCUGCAACCGCUGGUUUUGACGACUGUCUUGGUGUGCCUGACAGAGAGGACCUGAAAAUACUACUUAGCAACCAGCGCUAUCAGCUGGGACAAGUCACCUCUACAGUUGAUUGUGACACAGAGAAGAUCCUUCUCUCUGCCUGGUCCCACCCCCUCAUCACGAAGCUGUCCAAUUAUGAGCCACCUCACCUCAAUACACAAGCCCAUUCAGAUGUCCACAUUGACAUGGGGAGUCCAGCCCAGCUGGAUGUAGCGGUGGUGGUGAUGAUGGAAAAUGAAAAGGAGAAGAUUGUGUCUUCACCAGCUGAACCAAAGUCCAAUAGCGCUUCAUGUAAAGAUUCAUUCACAGCUGUCAACCUGAAGGCACAGAGCAGAUUAAAGGACAUGCCUGGUAACUCCAAUGACCCAUCAAGACACAUGUCAGAUCAGCCACACAGUGACAUCAUGGCCGACGCUCUUCACAACAUUUCACAUCAUUCUCAGCGAGUGGCUCACAAAUGUCCCCAGUGUGGGAAAUGUUUCAUUUACCGCUCUCAGGUUUUGCGUCACCUGCGAACCAGCAAGUCCUGUGGCCACACCUUAACCACAACUGCAGAAGCUCAUCAGCACAAUAUACCUGCUGCUGAUGAGGAGCCACGCCUUGAAACGUGCCAGCCCACUGGAAAGCACCCUUGCUUUCAGUGCAAGGAUGUGUUCAUGACCAAGGCUGAAUUGCUGCUACACCAGCGCAGCCACAGAGCCCGACCCAUCUUUCGAUGUGGCCAAUGUGACAAGGAGUUCCUUCACCUGUCCAGUUUGACCAAUCACAAGCCGACACACCAGGAAAAUGGCGGGAUCACCUGCAGCCAGUGCGGCAAAGUGUUUGUGUCGGCUAAGGAGAGAGACGCACACAGCCUGCAGCACCGUCUGCCUGACCUCACCUGUAAUCUCUGCUCGCAGAUGUUUAGCUCACAGUCGCAAUUGCUGCGACAUCUGCAGACACACACUGUGGAGGGUGCUGAGCCGUGCUUUCCCUGUCGCUUCUGCGACCAGACAUUUUCAGGCGUGACUCUGCUCCGUAUCCACCAGCGCUCCCACAGGACCCGUUCGUACCAGUGUGACCAGUGCGACAAGACGUACGGCUCGCUCACCGGCCUCCAGUCCCACCGGACAAGUCACAACAAAGACAGUCGCUUCCUGUGCCCUCAAUGCGGCAAAUGCUUCAAGACACGCGAUGGGCUGGAGGGCCACCUGAGGACGCACAGUGGCGAGCGACCAUAUCGCUGCCCCUACUGUCCCAAAGACUUCACUGCGCUGGCUGGCCUCAACGUUCAUGUGCGGCGGCACACUGGAGAGCGCCCGUAUGUGUGCACAGUUUGUGGCAAGGGCUGGCCGUCCGGCGGCGACCUGCAAAAACACAUGCGUAUUCACACGGGUGAACGUCCUUUCUCCUGCCAGGAGUGUGGGAAGUCCUUCUCCAACUCUUGUCAUCUGAGUGAACAUCGGCGCAUCCACACCGGUGAGAAGCCUUUUUCCUGUCCCGAAUGUGGAAAAUGUUUACGGAGGAAGUUCGACCUGAAGAAACACAUGUUGUGCCACAGCAACAAACGUCCAUAUGCCUGCGCUUCCUGUCCCAAAAGCUACACUCGCAAGACUCACCUUAACAGACACCUGUUGACACACAGGCAAGAUGGCGGUGAACCGGAGGCAGCGGAUUAAGUUUGACACCUUUUUAUACUUUUGAACAAUGUGUAGCUUUUAGUGGACCCCUCUUGAUUACUCUAUCUUUUUGGACAAAAACUGCCAUUUGAGGUAAGUCACUGGGAUUAACGUCUGCCAGUGUUAACAUUGGCAUUUCCAAAGGACAUUUAUACAGUCAGGUUUUAACUGACAAGUUGUGUUGACAAUGUUGCCAUGGAGAUUGUAUUUGUCUACUGCUGUCAUUUGUGAAUCAAACAAACUUUAUUAAUGUACAUUUCCAUAA
Messenger RNA from Nerophis lumbriciformis (worm pipefish), 2500 nucleotides. RefSeq lists its product as uncharacterized. Gene Ontology annotation, molecular function: DNA-binding transcription factor activity, RNA polymerase II-specific; RNA polymerase II cis-regulatory region sequence-specific DNA binding. Gene Ontology annotation, biological process: regulation of transcription by RNA polymerase II. The record is from RefSeq and is a predicted model, not a curated record. Lineage: Eukaryota; Metazoa; Chordata; Actinopteri; Syngnathiformes; Syngnathidae.